Gossypium raimondii (Peruvian cotton) is the source of this 687-nucleotide messenger RNA. RefSeq lists its product as uncharacterized. Bases 60 to 530 code for a protein of 156 amino acids. Lineage: Eukaryota; Viridiplantae; Streptophyta; Magnoliopsida; Malvales; Malvaceae. The record is from RefSeq and is a predicted model, not a curated record. The transcript has a single exon.
CGCUAUUAUCAAAUAUCAUCAUCAACAAAUAAACAAAAAAAGAAAGAAAAUUCAAAAUCAUGGGAUCAAAAUCUCUUUGCAAUACCUGUUUUCUUUCCUCAACAGCGUGCUUUCCGAAACACCGAUCCAGAAAACCGAUCUCCACGGCGACGCCGAAGAUAUUCGCCGCGAGAAGAUCGGAUAAUGAUGACUUGAGCUGCAGCGGCGUUGGUGGUGGAGGAAGACGGCGACUCGUCGAUGAAAACAUGAUUGUUCUACGGAAAAGAAUACACGAGAUCAAGAUGAUAGAGCGGAACUAUGAACCGCCGGCGGAUUGGAUGGAGUGGGAGAAACGGUAUUACACGAGUUACGAUUCGAUUAUAUGUGAUGUUUUGGGCGUUUUACAGUCGCAGUUGAUGAAUACUCGGCCGAGCUUAGCUUUAGGGAUGGUGGCGGUGAUGAUGUUGAGCUUGCCGGCGUCCGCUGCUUUCGUGGUGGUGCAUGCGGUGGAAAUGAUUAAAAGGAUUAUGGAAACUGGGAUGCAUAUAUGAUAUUAAAAGAAACUGAUGGUUUCAUAUUUUCUCUAACAUAAUGGAUAGAUAGAAAUUUCAAAUUUGAGUUGAGUUUAUAUUUUUAAGGUUAAACUCUGCUAUUAGUCCCUGUAUUUUACGAAAAUUAUGGAUUUAGUCCCUGUACUUUAAUUUGAUA